ACACACUCGUUUCUUUUGGCUGUACAGCACCUCGCGCGCUCAACCCUUAUACACUCGCUAAUCGCUUCAUUGCCCUACUUGUACUAAUCCGCGCCACUCUGCCGCCCACACAUACACACUCCUCAACGCCAUAAUGAAGUACUCGGCCGUCCUCCUCUUCGCUGCCGCCGCCGCCGCCCAGAGCGGUAGCACCAUCACCGGCGCCCCCGUCUCCAAGCCCGCCGCAACGGGUCUCUCGUCGGCCGUGAGCUGCGCCAUGGCGUGCGAUGCUGGCGAUGUCAACUGCCAGGCCGCCUGCCUGGGCAACGCUCGCCCCAACGCGUCCCAGGCCAUCGCGACCAACGAGUGCGCGGCCAAGUGCGACCAGGGCGAUGGAUCUCCCGCCGCCACCCAGGCCUACUCCAAGUGCGUCGACGCUUGCAUCAACAGCCUCUUCCCCAGCAGCCAGACUGCCUUUGUCGGCGGUAAUGGUCCUGCCCCUGCUGCUUCCUCGGCCGCUGCCGGUUCCAGCCCUGCUGGUUCCAGCCCAGCCAGCCCCACUGGCCCCAACGCCUCUUCUCCUUCGGGUGCUGUGGGAACCCGCACUGGAUCUGCUGCCAGCGGAACCGCGGCCACGUCUUCUCCCAGGCCCUCGGCUGGCGCAGCUGACAAGACCUCUGCCCAAUUCUUCGGUGCUGGUCUCGCUGGUCUGCUUGCCAUCUUCGCUUUGUAGAUGGGCUAGCUGGGGGCGCCUUCUGCUCCAGCGCAUGGAUGGUCUAAGCGGACGCUGACAUGAUGGGGGGUUCGAGGGGAUGCAGAAGAAAGCAGCUCCGUUUCGACUGUCUGGCGUGCAGCAGACAAGGGUCGCAAAAGGCGGCCAUUCUUUUGUGCUUUGAUUGAUUGAUGGGCGGGUUGAUUGGCUGAUUGGCGGUGGUGUGGGUGUUUGGCUGUGGUGGUGGUGGUGGUAGCUUGGUAGUCCAAUCAUAAUGUUGUUUCUCCAUAAGUAGCCGGCUGAGGGCUGGGUGUGGGUGUGGGUGAGCUUGGGUGAAAACGGGUCGUCGCGUGGACGGGGAUCAGCACUGGGGCUCUUAGCGCAGCUAAUAACAUGGCCGUGGCUCGUGCCUCAAUGCAGGUCAGACCGGCAUCAUC
Exserohilum turcica Et28A is the source of this 1128-nucleotide messenger RNA. RefSeq lists its product as uncharacterized. The record is from RefSeq and is a predicted model, not a curated record. Bases 134 to 712 code for a protein of 192 amino acids. The transcript has 2 exons. NCBI's taxonomy places the organism in Eukaryota, Fungi, Ascomycota, Dothideomycetes, Pleosporales, Pleosporaceae.